AUGAAUCGUUAUUUGACAAUAUUUAUUCUAUUGUUUGGUUCGUUUGGUAAUAUUAUAAAUUUAUUCAUAUUUUAUCAACCAAAACAUCGUACAAAUCCAUGUGCUAUCUAUUUUUUCUAUACAUCAAUUGCCGAUCUAAUUGCUCUUUAUUCAGGUUUACUUAGUCGAGUUUUUGCUGGUUUCUCGCUUGAUAGAUCGGCAACAGAUGCUUCAAUUUGUAAAAUACGUGCAUUUAUUAUUUGGGUAUCAACAACAGCUUCAUCCUGGUUUUUAACUUAUGCUACUGUCGAUCGAUAUUGUAUAAGUUGUCGUGAUGCACGUCAUCGUAAUCUGAGUAAUCUUCGUUUUACACGUAAAUUAAUGUUCAUUACGAUUAUCGGUGGAUCAUUGAUAUUUGCUGAAACUUUCUAUUGUUAUGUACCAAAUCUUAAAAAUUCUCCAUUGACAUGUUAUGGUUAUAACAUAAUAUGUCGUUUAUAUAAUGAAAUUGCUUCAGCACUUAUGUUCGUUUUUCUACCAUCAACAAUUAUGUUUAUAUUCGGAUAUUGGACUGUACAAAAUGUAAGAAAAUUAAAUCAGGCAAUUGCACCAAUGGUUAUUACACAUAGAACAAUAGUUACAAUGAAAAGGACAGAUCGACAAUUAAUUCAAAUGUUAAUUGUUCAAAUUAUUCUAUUGACUAUAUUUAAUAUUCCUUUGGCUAUUCAUCGUCUCUAUUUAACAUCGAUGUUACAUACUUCAAAAAUUUUAUGA
Molecule: messenger RNA, 753 nt
Organism: Rotaria sordida
Lineage: Eukaryota; Metazoa; Rotifera; Eurotatoria; Philodinida; Philodinidae
Source: the annotation of a GenBank genome assembly